Messenger RNA from Theileria equi strain WA, 860 nucleotides. Its product is annotated as RAP domain-containing protein. Lineage: Eukaryota; Apicomplexa; Aconoidasida; Piroplasmida; Theileriidae. The record is from RefSeq and is a predicted model, not a curated record. Bases 137 to 850 code for a protein of 237 amino acids. The transcript has a single exon.
AGACUUCCUUCUGGUUCGUAUAUAAGUAAGUCGAGUCUUAUGAUAAAUUGUUUUAAAUUUGGCUUAUAAAUUUUUGAUGAUUGCAUCGUAUUGUUAGGUAUUUUAUACUUAUCCGGCUCAGUCACACAACUCUACGAUGUUAUCCAAGCUAUACGUUUUAAUGUUCAGGAAUCUUGAUUAUAGACACGCCACUAAAAUAAAAGCCUCUUUACAUUGUAAAAACAACCGCUUUGUAUCUUAUAAAUGCCCUUUUCAUAGUAUAGAUUCUUCCAACUCAAAGAACACUAACAAUGACGAAUCAAUACUUAAUACCACAAGUAAAGAUGGCGAAUCCAAAGGCACCCCAAAGGAAACCUACAGUAAUAAGAAAGCUGUACAAAAUACGGGUGUAAGUACAACAAGUGAAUUCUAUUUUGACCCUGAUGUGGAAAAUUUAUCUACAGAGCAACAAAAAUAUAAACAAGAACUAAUAAAGGAAUUAACCCGGAAGCUAUCAGGGCCAUUGGCUGAUGAAAACGGUGUUCUUCCUAUCGGUGAUAAACGUCCUAUAGCAAUAGAGGUGGAUGGCCCAUCACACUUUUAUUCGAACAGCACAAAAUAUACAGCAUACACAAAGCUUAAACACAGAAUUUUGACAAGAAUGGGCUACAAAGUGUUACACGUACCAUUCUUUGAGUGGCGCCGUCUAAGAGGUGCCAAAGAAAGAGAAGAGUAUAUGAGAGCAAAACUUAAAGAGGAGCCUACUGAAUGGCUUGAUCCUGAUGACGAAAAAUUAUAUAACCGAAGAAUAGAAGCCCUGAAGGAAGAACAUAAUGCCAUAGACGCACUUAAGACCACAGAUAAUGCAUAAACAUUGAAUC